AGAUCUUUCAAAGAAAGUGUCGCUGAUCAUCAUUCCCUCAAUUUUAUGUGAAAUACAAUCCAAAUAAAGUUUCAAGAUGGAUCCUCUUGGCUGCACUACAGCAGAGACAUUUGGAAUGGCUGCUACCCCACAGAUGCCUUCCUGAGGGACCCUGAGAGUGUCCAUCAUAUACCAUGACAUCUUCAAUAAUGAGAAACACCACAGACCUGGGUGCAGGUGCGCUGUGCUCAGUCACAGGUUUUCUCUGCUGUCCCACGUAUAAAAUGUUGGCUCUGGACAAUGUGCAAAGGAUGAGAAAAGAAAAAAUAUGCUCAUCAGAAUGGAACCGGAUGGCUAAGAACCAUAGCAGCCAAGUGAAGGUCAGGUGGACUUCAAGGAGGAAGAUGGAGAGACCGUAGUCAGCCAAGCGCAGAAAAGAACUGACUUCAGAAUCAACUCAAAGGGUUCAGCCCCGAUGGAGGCUGAGGAGCCCCGACCCGGAGCACCGGCUCCCAUCCCUGCCACAGCGGAACUCACCGUCUCCCCUGAAGAGCUCACGAGAACCAGCCAGACCCCCGCCAUGGGGUCCGAAACUCAGGAAGGCCGGGAGCCGUCCUGUGAGUGGGCAGAGGGGCGCCAACUUGUGGAGACCCAGCAGGGGGAUGUAAGAGACGAGACUGACUGUGGAACGCAGAGCGUGACCUGCUACCCCAAGGAAGGCCCUGUGGAUGUGGGGACCAGCCAGGAAAACCUUGCCGCUGAGGCCUGGGCCACUCCCGAGUGCCAGGAGGCAGAGUCCCAGAGCUGGGCAGAGAGCCAGCCAAGGGCUGCAGCCCCCCUGGAGUGCCAAGCCUGCCCCAGCCAGAGGAAGCCUCCGCCCAUGGCCCCGGUGCCCAGCGCACUGAGCAGGACACUGGAAGAGGAGUCCAGACCAGAGCUCCCUGCUUUGACGCCGGGGACUGGACACGCAGAGGCGGACGAGGAGACUUCCCCCCGUGGCCUUGCUCAGCUCUCAGGUCCACCUUCCCAUGAAGAGUGCCUUGCAGAGACCAUCCUGCUGCCGGGCUCCGAGGGCGGGACCCUCAGGAAGGGGCAGGAGCUGCAGGGGGCUGAGGGAGCUCCAGAGGAGCAGGGACAGGAGCAGGGACAGGAGCCAGCGGGCUGUCGGGCGGGGGAGCCUCUGCGGGAAGCCGUGUGCUCGGCCGGGCUUCCUGGGGAGCAGGGACGGGUGGGGGAGCAGGUGAAUGGUAUGGAGGGAAGACAGGGGCAAAAACAGGCGCAGACGCAAGAUGACGCGAUGCCUUCGAAACAAGGAGAAAGGGAGGGGCUUAAGGCAGAAUUGGGGGGUCUGCCUUGUGAUGAGUGGCCGGGGGGCACUCGGGGCCAGGAAGACCCGGAGGUGGGGGAACAGAAGAAGAGGGGGUGCAGGGGCCCAGAAGAGGGCAGGGUGGAUGCGCAGGACCCGGAGAAUCAGAGCGUAGUGGGGGGAUCAGUGAGUGUACCUGGAAGGCAAGGACGUGGGGGUGUGCCAGCGGGACCGAUGCUGGAGGAAGAGGAGGACGAGGAAGAGGAGGAGGAGGAGGCAGAAGAUUGGAAUGGCGCUGCGCUGUGGGCAGAGGAGGCAGAGAGCGGCACAGAAGAGGGGGAAGAGCCUGACGGCCCCCCCGCCCUGGCCCUGGCAGCCCCCGAGACCUCUUCUCCCGGUGGGGACCUGUUUCCAGGCGCCUGCCAGGCCGCACCCAGGGUUCCUGGGACUCAGACGGAGCUUCCGGCUGAGCGACCGCCUCCCGUAGCUCUGACUCCCGCACUGGAGCCCAUGGGAAGUGCCCCUCAGCCCUUUUCCACUGCGGGGUCACCUGACCACAAAACAGCUCCGCACAGCCAGCAGGAGGGACCCGAGCUGGGGACCAGGGCCGCAUCCAGCAGGGGGGCCGAGGUGGACUCUGGCAGCGCGCCCGAGACUCCUCCAAGGACACCAGGUUCUGUGCCUGUCACACCCGGGGAAGCCUCCCCGUCUGCCAGCCGGCCAAUCGCCAUCCCCAGGAAAAAGGCCUCUCCUGCUUCGUGUUCCCCAGAAGUCUCCAGAGCCACCUUCUCCAUCAGCAGCCCGUCCCCCGGUGGGGCUUCCGAGCCUCGCCCAGCCCCCCUCCUCCGCUCCCCCUCUGCAGAGGCCGCGGUGGACCCGGGUGGCAGCUCCGACUGCGCCAGCCCCCAGAGCCCCCUGGCCAGCUUCCCAGGGGCCGUCGUCCCCCACGUGAGGAGCAACUCCUUCCCGGGCUCCCGGAGGACACAGCUGACUCCGGACCUCGAGGGAGUAUCCCUUUCCUUCUUGCAUUCAGAGCUGCCCCAGAGGCCCCCCAAGCCUGCCGUCUGUGGCUCUGCGAUCUCAAGAAGGGACGGGAAAAGCACUGGGCACUGCGGCGUUAUUCCAGAAGCCUCCGGUUCCUCGCCUGCUCUGGGGCAGGACUCUCGAGAAUUCACGUCCAGUCCAGACAGGCCCAGCGGCCUCCACAGCCGCCAGCCCUGGGGCCCCACCCCUAUGGCAGCCUUUGCCCCAGGGUCGCCUGCCUAUGGCUCUUCGCCCCCCCUCGCCUUUGUAGAUGGGAGGCCCCAGGAACCCGCACCCCCUGCUCUCCCAGAGAAGAGGCACGUCCGCCCCUCCACCGCGGAGACAGACGGUCACCGCAGCGGGCCGGUCCCCACCCUGAGGCGGUGCAGCUGUCCUCCGUCGGCCCCAAGUCCAGGGCCGCGUGGCCCCCGCAAGGGCCCGCUCCCCAAAGUUCCGGACCCCCUUGUGGCGAGGCAGUACCGGCCGCUGCCCUCUACCCCAGACGAGCCCCCCCACGCCCAGACCUCUUUCUCCACGAGGCUGAGAUACAACAAGCCAUUACCCCCGACCCCGGACUCGUUCCAGCCCCGCCAUUCCCUUCCUCUUGACGACAGCCCCAGGGUCUACCGGCCCCCUCGCCCCGCCCCUGUCCCGGAGCCUCUCACCGAACCACCCCCGCUGCCCCCGAAGUCCCGGGGGAGGACCAAGAGCGUCCAGGAAGCGCUCAUGAAUUCAGGGGGCCAAGCCAAGUCGAGGCCUGUUGGUCAAGAGUGGACAGUCUCCAGCCCCCACUCUGCCGGACGGACCUCCUGGCCGCCAGCUACGGGCCGGUCGACAGAUUCGUUGGCUCCUACCAGCAGGAGUAAGAGGGAAGCGUCCCCUGGCAUGGCUUUCAGCAACACGGCGGGCUUUCCGGGCCCCUCUUCCCCAACCACGCCCUGGAUCCUCGCGGUCCAGGGACCCGCCUGUGAACCAGGGCUCUCGGGAGGGGCAGAGGCCCCCGCCAGGGGCUCUCUAAGAAGAGCAGCCCCCCCGGAAGGAGCCGAUGGCCUGAGGAGGUCGGAUCUAGGUCAGUCGAGGCAGCCUGAAAAGCCCGGCCAUCCCCACCUGGAGAAGGCGUCCAGCUGGCCCCACAGAGGGGACCCGGGGAGACCGCCGCAGGGCAGCAGUGGACAGACUGAGGCCUCCGUUGAGGCCUCGAAUAAGCCCAAGGGCUGGCAUCGGCAGGGCCUGCGCAGACCCUCCAUCUUACCCGAGGGCACUCCAGAUACAAGAGGUCCAGCCCCGGAAAGGUCCUUCGGCUCCUCAGACACCAUCAUUUUUCGGGAGAAGAAGCCAAAGGAGGUGAUGGGAGGCUUUUCAAGACGCUGCUCGAAGCUCAUCAACUCCUCCCAGCUGCUGUACCAGGAGUACAGCGAUGUGGUUCUGAACAAGGAGAUCCAGAGCCAGCAGCGGCUGGACGGCCUGGCAGAGGCCCCUGGGCUCGCCUCCCCGCGGCAGCCCCGGAAGGCCCUGGUGUCCUCGGAGUCCUACCUGCAGCAUCUUUCCAUGGCCUCCCAGAGCUCCCUGUGGCAGGAGAUCCCUGUGGUGCGCAACAGCACCGCGCUGCUCUCCAUGACCCACGAAGACCAAAAGCUGCAAGAGGCCAAGUUUGAGCUCAUCGUGUCGGAGGCCUCGUACCUGCGCAGCCUGAACAUAGCUGUGGACCAUUUCCAGCUCUCGGCGCAGCUCCGGCCCACCCUCACCAACCAGGAACACCAGUGGCUCUUCUCUCGGUUACAGGACGUGCGUGACGUCAGCUCCACGUUCCUUUCGGACCUGGAGGAGAACUUCGAGAACAACAUCUUCACCUUCCACGUGUGCGACGUGGUCCUGAACCACGCCUCCCACUUCCGCCGGGUCUACCUGCCUUACGUCACCAACCAGACCUACCAGGAACGCACCUUCCAAAAUCUGCUGAACACGAACAGCAGUUUCCGCGACGUCCUGGAGAAGCUGGAGAGCGACCCCAUCUGCCAGCGCCUGUCCCUCAAGUCCUUUCUGAUUCUGCCUUUCCAGCGCAUCACCCGCCUCAAACUGCUGCUCCAGAACAUUCUGAAGAGGACACAGCCCGGCUCCUCAGAGGAAGCAGAGGCCACCAAGGCACAUCACGCCCUGGAGGAGCUGAUCCGAGACUGCAACAGCAACGUCCAGAGGAUGCGCCACACGGAGGAGCUCAUCUACCUGAGCCAGAAGAUUGAGUUCGAGUGCAAGAUAUUCCCGCUCAUUUCGCAGUCACGCUGGCUGGUGAAGAGCGGCGAGCUGGCAGCCCUGGAGUUCAGCAUGUCCCCGGGGCUGCGGAGGAAGCUGAACACGCGGCCAGUGCACCUGCAUCUCUUCAAUGACUGUCUGCUGCUGUCUCGGCCCCGAGAGGGCAGCCGGUUCCUGGUGUUCGACCACGCUCCCUUCUCUGCCAUCCGAGGGGAGAAGUGUGAGAUGAAGCUGCAUGGGCUUCACAAGAACCUCUUCCGACUCUUCCUGCUGCACAACACCCAGGGCACCCAGUCCGAGUUCCUCUUCAGCACGGAGACUCAAAGUGAAAAGCUCCGAUGGAUCUCGGCCUUGGCCACGCCCAGGGAGGAGCUGGACCUUCUGGAGUGCUGUGACUCCCCGCAGGUGCAGUGCCUCCGAGCCUACAAACCCCGGGAGAACGACGAGCUGGCCCUGGAGAAGGCAGAUGUGGUCAUGGUGACUCAGCAGAGCAACGACGGCUGGCUGGAGGGCAUGAGACUCUCCGAUGGGGAGCGAGGCUGGUUUCCCGUGCAGCAGGUGGAGUUCAUUUCCAACCCAGAGGUUCGUGCGCGGAACCUGAAGGAAGCCCACCGAGUCAAGACGGCCAAACUGCAGCUGGUGGAGCAGCAGACCUAGCUCUUCUCGGGGAGGACUCCCCCGAGCCUCGGGACAAGAUGUUCUUGGAGAGGGCUGCCCCCCACAGCCGUGCGGCAGGUGCCUGCUGUGGACCAGGAGCUGGGCCUUCUGAGAGCCCAGGCACGGAAUCCAGCUACUGGUCGCCACUCCUGGGCCCCCUGCUUGUGCUUUGUGCUUGGUCGGGGAUUUCGAGGGGCUUUGCACUGGACCCUGGGAACCUUUUCUCGUAGGAAAAGGGGUCCAUGGGCACACACCAAGGAACUUGACUGCUUCUCCCACACAGUACCUGACACUCUGCUUCCAGACAGCGGGUUCAGACCUGACCAGAGUGUCCUUCGUGGGCAGCGUUCAACAGGAUCCGACCUCGGCCCACUGGAGGGAGGUGUUUAAGGGGGAUAACACGUCAGGUGGGAGGGCCCACCUGGUGGCCCCUGAGGUACCUUCUAGCCCUAACGAUUUUCUGUAAUCAUCGCCAUGAGGUCAGCGCACGCCUCUCUGCUGGUGGCAAUGUGAGGGCGAUACUCUCUCACUCUAAUAAACUUGGCACUACUCCGAGUGUUUGCUACGCAGACCCCUGAGCACUGAACCAGGUUCAGAACAUGGAGUCUCGCGAGGCUUCCCACACAUGUGAUUCAGGUCAGGAAAGACCAAGGUGUCUGUCAUAGGUCAUGGUGCGUAUGAACUCCUGCUUCACGACUCCCAAGAAUUCAGGCGGUUUCUCUGCUUAGCAUGGCCUGAGAGGUUGUACAAGAAAUUAGGAAGAAUUGAUGAGUAAUGCAAACCCUACUCAAACUCUCUUUUUUACUGAACUUGAAGGUACAGGCUAGUAUGGGUGGAUUUGGAAAUCCUAUUCAAGACCAUUCACCAGUUUAUGUAUUUUUUAAAAGAUUUUAUUUAUUUUUAGAGAAAGGGAGGGAGAGACAUGAAUGCGUGGUUGCCUCUCAUGCACCCCCAACUGGGGACCUGGCCCACAACCCAGGCACGUGCUCUGACUGGGAAUCAAACCAGCGACUCUGGUUUGCAGGCCAGCACUCAAUCCACUGAACCACACCAGCCAGGGCCGAUUUUAUAUUUUAACUUGAAUUAUUGUGACAGCAUCUCCCCAGCCGUUUGAUCCUAUCUGAAAAGCAGCACGCCGUACUGCAGAGAGUCCUGGCAUCCUGUAGGCAAGAGGCCCAUCGUCCAGUUACUGCCUGCGGUGCCUCGGCCCGUCCAUCUCUCACUUGCCUUCAAUGUCAGACGCGAGUCCGGUCCGGCCCCACCACGUGUGAUUAUCUGCCCAGUCAGAUGGCCCCCCUCCGGGGAAGGGCAUCACCCUCUACGCUCCUUCCCCAUGUGAGGGCCUCACACGGCAGUGGUGUAGCCGUCACUUAGGUCAUUUGAGUCCUUCCUGGAGUCUUACCUUUGGGGUGGGGCUCAAAAGUGAAACUGUGUUGCAGCUUCGUACACAGGUGAGAACAAUACGGAAGACGUGGUCCUAUCCCCAGUUAGUGAUGGCAUGACAGGGGGGUGGUGUCACAUGUGACAGCACAUGUCAUUUUCAGUCCAUCCCCAAAUGUGAGUUCGCUUGCUCAAUUUCUAGAAAAGUUAUCACUAUUGUAAUUAAGGUGGGACUAAUAUUAAUUUAUCCUGAACAGGAUGACCCUACUGAACAGCCUAAAACGUCAUGGUUUAGAAAGGUUCUAAUGCAGUUUUUCGCUAUUUUCAUAAAGCCAGCUUAAAAAUAUAUGCUUUAUUAAUAUGUAUAUAUUAUAUGUAAACUAACCACUGUUUUUUCUUAACAGCAAAAACAGUAAUGAUAGUCCAAGUUACUUGUUUCAACUGGUAUUUGAAUACUGGCCAUGUGACCGAACUGGGUCAUGUCUAACCUCCUAUUUUCCAGGCAAAUCUCAGUUAAAAGACAAUAGGCUUUUUCUACCUGUCUUUAGGCCCUUAGUUUUAAAAACAAGAAACGAAAACAAAAACAGAACAAACUAACAAAGCUUAUAUGUGAGUAAUCUCUCCUCGGUCGAAUUACUAAAUUUUCUAUACUUUGGGUCUCACAAAAUUGGGGCCAGGUCCCCUCACGUUCCUUGUCUUCUGCAGAUUUCCAGAAUUUGACUCCAUGCACCCUUGAAUUCCGAUCGGCCCCAUUGUUCUUAGAAACACAGCAGUUUCUGGUGAGAGACCGUGAAACCACCGUUGAGCAGGACUUUUUGGAUGGAGACAAAUACACGCAGGGUGUGGUUGGUUUUUAAACAAAACCAGGCACAGGGUGGGUGUCGUCAGGAGACCCCGACAGCAGUCCUGCUUGGAGGCACCUUGCUGAACUGUGACAGGCUGGGAGAGUGAGGACACACAGGUGGCUGUCCGCUGUGCUCUCUCCCUGGGCCCGGACCACGCCGAGUGCCCCUCACUUCGGCCCCCUCCCUCCGCCCAGAAGAAGCUGCUCCUUGCCGUUCAUUUCCAGCAUCAGCUUUUCACUUAGAGUUCACCAGGAGCUUAUGAUUUUUCUUGGGCACAACCGACUUGCUCUGUUGUGGUCACUUACAAUCAUGUAAAUGAGAUCAGCCUACAUGUAACCAUCGGGCAGGCUCACAGGUUAAGAUAUGUUUAGCUCCCUUCAUUGUGUUUUCUGUCUCUUAAACAACUUCUAGAUCCAUGAUACAAAUAAAAUG
Artibeus jamaicensis (Jamaican fruit-eating bat) is the source of this 7872-nucleotide messenger RNA. It is a transcript of the gene ARHGEF5, whose product is annotated as Rho guanine nucleotide exchange factor 5. The record is from RefSeq and is a predicted model, not a curated record. Lineage: Eukaryota; Metazoa; Chordata; Mammalia; Chiroptera; Phyllostomidae. The transcript is spliced from 16 exons. Gene Ontology annotation, biological process: intracellular signal transduction; activation of GTPase activity. Gene Ontology annotation, molecular function: protein binding; guanyl-nucleotide exchange factor activity. The coding region runs from base 455 to 5215 and encodes 1586 amino acids. Gene Ontology annotation, cellular component: nucleus; cytoplasm.